Medicago truncatula (barrel medic) is the source of this 2742-nucleotide messenger RNA. RefSeq names its product rab GTPase-activating protein 22. Lineage: Eukaryota; Viridiplantae; Streptophyta; Magnoliopsida; Fabales; Fabaceae. Bases 613 to 2268 code for a protein of 551 amino acids. Gene Ontology annotation, biological process: activation of GTPase activity. Gene Ontology annotation, molecular function: GTPase activator activity. The transcript has 5 exons. The record is from RefSeq and is a predicted model, not a curated record.
AAAGCCUAAACAAUCUCUCCCCAACAAACAUAUAGGGGAAAGAGAUUCUUUCAUUUGCAUCUCACUCCUCUAUCUUUAUUAUCUAUCUCUCUUCAUAGUGGGAGAGAGAGAGAGAGACAAAGCAAUAGUACAAAAUAAGUGGCUUCUCAAUCAAUCCUCAAAACCAAAACAAAACAACAAAGUCUUGUUUGUUUUCAUCUUCACUUCUCAAACAAAAACACGUUUUGCGGAAUCAUUCAUAAGAAGAAGAAAACCAAAGAACAAUCGUGGCAGGGGUAUUCAAGUAAUUUCAACUCCUCUCCUCCAUGUUCCUUUCCACUAACUUGAACGUCAACAACCAAACUCCGUUCUUCUCCGACGGCGCCUCCGCUGCCAAGUUCUCUUUCAUGAGCACGGUGGCCACCUCUCUGACUACGGCGGUGCUCUUCACGACUGUGGCCGGCAUCGCUCUCGUCGCCGUCUUCUUCUAUGGUGCAAGUAGGUAAACACCAAAAAUUCCUCAAAUGAACGAAUCUCAAUCGCAAAAACUCUAGCUCAAUUCUUCACUCUGAUGAAACUGUUUUCGAUUCCGAUUUUGUAAACAAAGUGAAUAUAGCAAGGAGUUACUUAUAGAUGAAUCCUCUUAGAAGAAGUAACAAUUCAUCUUCGUCAUCUUCAAAUAAUUCAUCUCCUUCUUCAUCAUCAUCGAAUUCAUCGUGGAUCCAUUUGCGUUCGGUUUUAUUCGUUGUUACUUCUUCUUCUUCUUCCUCACCAGCUUCCUGUUCAUCCUCUGAUCGAGGUCGUCUUAAAUCACCAUGGUCACGCCGAAAAAGAAAACGUGUCCUUUCUCCUCAACAAUGGAAAAGUUUGUUUGCUCCCGACGGGAGAAUCCGCGAUCGUGGAAUGAAAUUCCUGAAAAGAGUUCGCAGCGGAGGUGUUGAUCCUAGUAUCAGAGCUGAAGUUUGGCCUUUCCUACUUGGAGUAUACGAUUUGGAUACUACCAAAGAAGAAAGAGAUGUUAUAAGAACUCAAAAUAGAAAGAAGUAUGAGAAACUCCGCAGACAAUGCCGGCAACUGCUAAAAUCCAACAGUGGGAGCUUUAAGUUGAUUGAAAUAGGUGAAAUCAACUAUGAAGGAGAUGGUGUGAGUUUUAUUCAAGAUUCUGGUUCUCCUAGUUCUGAAGAUGCAGCAAGUGCCAGAGAAUCCCUUUCCAGUGGGGAACAGAGCCCGGAUUUUGAAUAUUCAGAUGAUCCAUCCGUUUCCCUGUUGGAAGGAGAUGAUGCUCCCAGCAGCAGCAACGCUGAUGCCUCUGCCCUCGAUACAGAUUCCACUGACUCGGAUUCCUCAGAAAGUCCCGAGGUAUUUCAGACAUUUCCUUCUGAUGAUGGUCUGGAAGAGAACAAUGCCAAGACAACUUCUAAGGAUAGUUCUUCUCCCUCACAAAUGAAAGGCGCGUCAACACUACGAAGUAGGGAAGACUUUGCCACAUGGCAACGGAUCAUCCGACUUGAUGCAGUACGUGCCAAUGCAGAAUGGAUGCCGUACUCUCCCUCUCAAGCUGUUGUUCCAGAAAGUAGGGCACAUCGAUCUGCUGAGGCUGUUGGCUUGAAGGAUUAUGGUCACCUAGAUGCUGGCAGAAUUUUUCAUGCUGCUAGAUUGGUUGCUAUUCUUGAAGCAUAUGCACUAUACGAUCCUGAAAUUGGCUACUGCCAGGGUAUGAGUGAUCUGUUAUCUCCUAUAAUUUGUGUUGUAUCAGAAGAUCACGAGGCAUUCUGGUGUUUUGUUGGAUUUAUGAAGAAGGCCAGGCAGAAUUUCAGGCUUGAUGAGGUGGGUAUUAGAAGGCAACUCGAUAUAGUUGCAAAAAUAAUCAAGUUUAAGGAUUCCCACCUGUUUAGGCAUUUGGAGAAGCUCCAGGCCGAGGAUUGUUUUUUUGUUUACAGGAUGGUGGUGGUAUUGUUCAGAAGGGAGUUGACAUUUGAACAGACUCUCUGCCUUUGGGAAGUAAUGUGGGCAGAUCAAGCAGCAAUCAGAGCUGGUAUAGGGAAAUCCCCCUGGAGCAGAAUUAGGCAGCGUGCUCCACCAACAGACGAUUUAUUGCUUUUUGCAAUAGCAGCCUCAGUGUUACAAAGAAGGAAAUUGAUCCUUGAGAAGUAUAGCAGCAUGGACGAUAUCCUUAAGGAAUGCAAUGGCAUGGCAGGACACCUUGAUGUUUGGAAGCUUCUGGAUGAUGCCCAUAACUUGGUGGUCACCCUUCAUGAUAAAAUGAAGAUAGAGGCAUCAUUCCAAUGACUGCAGUUGAUACGUAAACUACUAUAUUAUAUUGUUGUUGAAAGAUCUUUACUUACAGACUGCUGGAUUUCUCCUCCGCGUCUGAAAAUAAGCACUGCAAAGGGCGGGUUUAUUAAAACGAAUCUCGGUGCUUGCUAAACUUUCCACUGCUUAUUUAUGAUCUUUAGUUUCGAUAGUGUUGUGUCUUAAAAGGGGAUUGAAGUUAGUUAGGUUUUAUACCAUGUUUAUUUCUUUUUUUUUUUCUUUUGGCUCCAUCCUUUUCUUCCUUUUAAUUUCAACUCUGAUUUGAGACCCAUUUCGGAGUGAGUACCUUUGCCUGAAGCAGGUGGGUAGGUGCAUGUAACAGUUAUUAGAAGAGACUGAGAUUUCCUCGACAAUUACAAUUGUUGUCCUUUUUGACUGAAUCUGAACUCACCAAUCCUUUGACUCUUCAUGAUGCUGACUGAGUAAGCAUAUCAAGUGGAGUUUAUUUAA